AUUAUGCUUUUUCCAAAUAGUACCAUCUUAACUCCCAAAACAUUCAUUCUAAAUGGCAUCCCUGGUCUUGAAGAAGUUCAUUUAUGGAUCUCUUUACCUUUAUGUACAAUGUAUAGUAUUGCAAUUAUAGGGAACUUUGGUCUCAUAUACCUUAUCUAUUCUGAAGAAUCCUUACACAGACCUAUGUACAUCUUCCUUGCCCUUCUUUCCUUCACAGAUGUGCUCAUGUGUACCAGUACUCUUCCCAACACACUCUGCAUAUUGUGGUUCAACCUCAAGGAGAUUGACUUUAAUGCCUGUUUGACCCAGAUGUUCUUUGUGCAUACCUUCACAGGAAUGGAAUCUGGGGUGCUCAUGCUCAUGGCCUUAGACCGCUAUGUAGCCAUUUGUUAUCCACUACGAUAUGCUACUAUCCUCACUAAUUCAAUCAUUGCCAAGGCUGGACUCCUUACUUUCACUAGAGGUGUAAUACUUGUUAUCCCUUUUACUUUUCUCACAAAACGCCUGCCGUAUUGUAGGAGCAAUGUCAUACCACACACCUACUGUGAUCAUAUGUCUGUGGCCAAAAUAUCCUGUGGUAAUGUUAAGAUCAAUGCCAUCUAUGGUUUGAUGGUUGCCAUCCUGAUUGGUGGCUUUGAUAUCUUGUGCAUAACAAUCUCCUACACUAUGAUUCUUCGAGCAGUUGUGAGUUUAUCAUCAGCAGAUGCUUGACAAAAAGCCUUUAGUACCUGUACUGCUCACAUCUGUGCUAUUGUAAUCACCUAUGUACCAGCCUUCUUUACCUUCUUUACACAUCGCUUUGGGAAAAAUACUAUUCCUCCACAUAUACACAUUAUAAUGGCUAAUCUCUAUCUUCUCAUGCCUCCCACAAUGAACCCUAUAGUAUAUGGAGUAAAAACAAAGCAGAUACUAGAAAGUGUUAUUAGAUUCUUGUUUCAGAGGAAACAUAAUUCUUCUCAUAACAUUUGA
This is a messenger RNA of Suncus etruscus (white-toothed pygmy shrew), 969 nucleotides long. RefSeq names its product olfactory receptor 52N1-like. The transcript has a single exon. Lineage: Eukaryota; Metazoa; Chordata; Mammalia; Eulipotyphla; Soricidae. The record is from RefSeq and is a predicted model, not a curated record. Gene Ontology annotation, cellular component: membrane. Gene Ontology annotation, biological process: G protein-coupled receptor signaling pathway. Gene Ontology annotation, molecular function: G protein-coupled receptor activity; olfactory receptor activity.